GUGGCAUGCAUUUUCCAACGUUAACCAAUAUCAUGAAUGAACUUCAGGCUGAAUUUGAAGGAUACAAGUUUACCGUGUAUCGAUGUGCGGCGAAAUUCGUUAAAUUGCAGAAGAUUGUUUUUACCAAUAAUAUACCAUAUAAAUUGGUGCUGGCGGUUAUGGAUCGACAUGGAAUGCAUGAUGAUGUGAACUUAAUGGUGCCGCCGUUUCAGUUGACAUCCCUAAUACAUGACAUAUUCUUUGCUUGUGAAAAAUUAGGACAUUUUACAAAAGUGUCCGCAUAUUCCUUAGAGUCCGCCACAGCAGUUCUUUCAAAUUUCUUUUGGAAUAUAUUUGAUCCACACCGGCGACAUUCCAUUUCUUUACUUGAAAUAAAAAUCACAUUCUUACUACUAUGUAAACUUUACGCAUCCGAUCAAAUGGUCAUGGAGUUUUAUAGCCUAAUAAAACAUCGCAAAACAAAAUGUGUGGCCAAGCUUAAUUUUGAGUAUAUGUUAAAUAUUUUGGCUAAGAUAUUUUCAUAUCUUGGAGAAGGAGCAGCAUAUGGUUCACAAAAUAUAUCUAUGGUUUUGGAACAGUGUUAUUCUAGGUGUCACAACCUGUCGGGACUCACCGAUUAUCAAUUCCUUUGUCUAUGGACCACGACUCAAACACGAUUUCUAAUCUAUGCAAAUUUGAUUGCCCUCAUAAAGCGAAUCGAAGAUACGGAAAGACUUAUUCAUUUGAACACCUGUGCAUCGUGUGGUUUAGAAAAAAUAACAGGGAUUCGUUUCAAAUGUCAAACGUGUAAGGACUUAUCGCUGUGUUUAAAAUGCUUUGCAACUGGCUAUACAAAUCAUAAACAUGGCAUUGGCCAUCGCAUGUAUGAAGUUUUUACAGAAGAUAUACCACCGAAAAAGUUUUCAUACUACUUAUCAAAAUUGUGUACUGGCGUUUUUUGUACGACCAAAAAGGCUAGUGAGGAAAGCAAAGGUUUUGCCAAUGAAACAAUAACACAAAACGAUACUGAACUUGUAACAAUAGCGACAAACAGAUCGUCAAACGCAUCAACAAUAACGACAUCGGAGGAGAAGUCAAAAGUACAACAGAUUGAUCAGACAUCCAUAGCCUGUCUUACGACAACAGCAUCGACUGCUAUAAAUGUUUCCGAAAAAUUGCAAAUUAUAAUUGACAAACUUAUGAAUCAAAAUGAAAAAGUAGAAGAUCAACUUAAAUGUAUAGAUACAACAACACCAGAUGAAAUGUCUGUUUUCCUAAGAAAACAUCAACAAUUUCUAAAUGAUAUAAUAUCUGAAAUGAGGAACUUUUCUCAAACUUCUUCGGAUAGUGUGAAAACCUUUCCCACCUCUAGUACACCAAAUCGUUGGGGUUAUGCUGCCGCCAAAUCUCCCAAUAUGGAUAAUGUAAGCGCUGUUAUCAAUGUGCAAUCAAUAUGCGGCGUAAAUAAUCCUCCAAUUAGCUAUGUAUCUAAAGAUAACUUAACACAUUCCAUUAAUGGAGCAGACAUUAAUCGCACAUACCUAGAUGCAAACAAAUCCGAUUACUCAAUCAAUGAUUUAAGUUCAUGGUUUAACCAAAGGCGUUUUUCAUCACUUCCACCCAUUUCAUUGAAUUCGAAUCAACAACCUCUUUCUGUUCUGGCCGAAGUACCUUCACAAGACGAACUGAAUUAUUAUGGUGUCAAUGCACGUGAAACGGAAAUGGCUAACUUUAAACUUUUAUUAAACAAAGUCAAGGAAAUUGUUGAUGAUUCACACAGUGACAAUACGGAUUUAUCCGAAGCAACCCAGAACUUAGAGAAUGUAUUGGAAUCAAUAAUAAACACUGCGGAAUGUCGGCGAAUUAGUUUGAAUUAAAUUGUAA
Musca vetustissima is the source of this 1863-nucleotide messenger RNA. It is a transcript of the gene dah, whose product is annotated as dystrophin-1. Gene Ontology annotation, molecular function: zinc ion binding. Gene Ontology annotation, biological process: synaptic signaling. Gene Ontology annotation, cellular component: plasma membrane. The transcript is spliced from 10 exons. The coding region runs from base 6 to 1856 and encodes 616 amino acids. The record is from RefSeq and is a predicted model, not a curated record. Lineage: Eukaryota; Metazoa; Arthropoda; Insecta; Diptera; Muscidae.